AUUUAUUUUAACUACAGGUAAAAAUAAAAGAGCUAACCAGUGAUGGAGGAGUCCAGCUCCCAUAAAGUGGUGUGGGACAGCGAUGCCAAAGCGGUGCAGCAGUGCCUGACGGAUAUUUUCACAAGUGUCUACACGACGUGUGACAUUCCAGAAAAUGCCAUAUUCGGGCCGUGUGUCCUGAGCCACACCUCUUUGUACGACAGUAUCGCCUUCAUUGCCCUCAAGUCCACCGACAAACGAACUGCACCUUACAUCUUUCGGGUGGACACUUCAGCGGCCAACAGCUCCUCUGAGGGAUUGAUGUGGCUUAGAUUAGUGCAAUCUGCAAGGGAUAAAGAAGAACAAAAUCUGGAAGCCUAUGUAAAAAAUGGACAGUUGUUUUAUAGAUCUCUCAGAAGGAUCGAGAAGGAUGAAGAGCUAUUGGUUUGGUAUGGAAAAGACUUGAUUGAGUUACUCCUGCUCAGUACCAGCAGAGCACAAGGCAAACUAAAAGGGUCUUCACCUUAUUUGUGUCCAGACUGUAAUCUGCGCUUCCAGUUUGAGUUUCCUUUUCUGGCUCACAUGAGGUUUCGGUGUGCCAAAAGAAUACAGACCAGUAACAUCCCAGAUGAGAAUUCUUUAGACAACAGAGAGAAUGGCCUUCAAAAUACAGUGAACUCUAGCCUGAAGUUGUCAGGGUACACAAACUCACACGAAGGGAAGCCAUCUACAGAUUUUCAUAACCUUGCCAGGGAUCUAGAAAACCAUCGAUCAUCUCCAAAUAUUGAUCAGAACUCUGAGAUCAAAAGUUUGAAUGGGCAUAAAAGAAAAUUGUCAGAAUUAGAGGAUGGUCGAAAUGGCACAAUACAACGAUCUCUUACUUCAAAAGACGACUUGCUGUGCUCACCGCAUCAGUACAGAGGCAACUAUGUGGGUUUAGAAGAAAACAGAAGGGCAUUUCCUCCGUCAAGUCCAGAACCUACAGAAGGCAAAAGAAGUGCAUUUACAGAAGUCAAGAAAAGCUUACAAGGUCUUAAACAAGGUACCAAAGGCCUUGGACCAAAUAUAGAGAAUAAGGACAAUGGUCGGAACAGUGGCAGUCCAACAAACAAGCUUAUCAGACAAGUGCUGACCGAGACGCAAGUCCAGUCUCGCAUAGAUGGCUCUUCAAUAGGAAGUGCUUUUUCAUCAGUUCCACAGCAGCUCUGUGAGUCCUCUGAGAGGAAAAGUGCUUUCAGUCAACCCGUGCGAUCUUUUUCUCAGCUGUCACCGCUUGUCAUGACUCCCAAGCUUCUUCCAUCAGUGGAGUGCCAUCCGUCUGUUGGUGAUACCAUGCCAUCGAGCAGAUUGUACCAAGCAGAUCAUUUAGCUGCCAAGCUCCAAAGUUCAGAUCUAGGCAGCAAUUGCACAGUCCAAGGUAGCCUUCCAAAGCAGAGCCCUUUCCUUUACGCCACAGCAUUUUGGCCAAAGACCUCGGGACCUAUUCAGCUUCAAAUGCCAUCGGCUCUUACCCUUUUGCCUCCUUCAUUCACCUCCCUUUGCCUUCCAGCACAAAACUGGUGUGCUAAAUGCAAUGCCUCUUUUCGAAUGACUUCAGACCUCGUCUACCACAUGAGGUCUCACCACAAAAAGGAAUACUCAAUGGAACCGUUAGUAAAGCGACGAAGGGAGGAAAAACUCAAGUGCCCGAUCUGCAAUGAAUCCUUUAGAGAACGCCAUCACCUAUCCAGGCACAUGACUUCUCAUAAUUAGACGAAUGCCUAAAAACAAACUGAGACUUAUUUUGAAAAGAACUUAUUACUAAAGGAAAAAAAGAAA
Molecule: messenger RNA, 1797 nt
Organism: Erpetoichthys calabaricus (reedfish)
Lineage: Eukaryota; Metazoa; Chordata; Cladistia; Polypteriformes; Polypteridae
Gene: prdm8b
Product: PR domain containing 8b
Exons: 3
Coding region: 43-1731 (562 amino acids)
Biological process (GO): regulation of DNA-templated transcription
Cellular component (GO): nucleus
Molecular function (GO): protein binding
Source: RefSeq, a predicted model, not a curated record